CGAAGCUUAGCGUUCAUUUCAUUUCAUUCCAAUCUAUUUCCCAACCACACAUACAUGUACAGAUACACAUAUUCAUGUGUAUAUAUAUAUGCGUGUGUGUGUAUGUGUAUAUAACACCUAACUUGAUCUCAAACAAUCAUCACUUGUAAUAAUAGUGAUCCCUCUUCCGUUCGGUCCGGAAAUUAAGCCUUGAGAUAAUGUUCCAAUCUCCGAGCAAGAAGAAAUGGAACGUCUCUUUCUCGUCAUCAAGUUCUUACAGAGAAGUGAUCGUUUUAGGAAACAACAAGAGCUGCAGAGAGCAGAGAGGAUCUUCUGAUGAUGCUAGUAAGAGACUCCGGUUCUCGUGGAAGGUUAUAUGGAGGAAGAUGAUGAUGAUGAAGGGCACCUCUGCGUUUUCUCGUUCCUCCUCUGUGAAGGUGGCUUCAUACGAGCCGUCCGAUUACUGGUUGAAUUUCGAUCAAGGGUCAGGAUCUCACGAGCCCGAGAAUCUCUCUAGAUCCUUCUCCUCACGGUUCGCCGAUCCGACAAGAUCUAGGAGAGGAGGGCUGUUGUAAGCUGGUUCUUUUUUUUUUUUUUUUUUUUUUUUCUCUUUCUUUGCACAGAGGAUGUUGAUAUUGAUAAUAGGAAAAAAAUCGUGUGUGUUUUUUUGUUUGUUACUUAGAAAUUCUCAAACAUGGUUUUGUCUCUUUACUUGGUAAAACACUCUUCCUUCAUCAUUAAUCAUUUUAGAAUGGAUUUUUUUUUAUUAAACACUAU
Tarenaya hassleriana is the source of this 756-nucleotide messenger RNA. RefSeq lists its product as uncharacterized. The record is from RefSeq and is a predicted model, not a curated record. The transcript has a single exon. The coding region runs from base 198 to 554 and encodes 118 amino acids. NCBI's taxonomy places the organism in Eukaryota, Viridiplantae, Streptophyta, Magnoliopsida, Brassicales, Cleomaceae.